This is a messenger RNA of Oreochromis aureus, 5730 nucleotides long. RefSeq names its product transcription factor COE1-A. Gene Ontology annotation, molecular function: DNA-binding transcription factor activity, RNA polymerase II-specific; RNA polymerase II cis-regulatory region sequence-specific DNA binding. The record is from RefSeq and is a predicted model, not a curated record. NCBI's taxonomy places the organism in Eukaryota, Metazoa, Chordata, Actinopteri, Cichliformes, Cichlidae. Gene Ontology annotation, biological process: regulation of transcription by RNA polymerase II. Bases 1 to 1800 code for a protein of 599 amino acids. The transcript is spliced from 17 exons.
AUGUUUGGAAUCCAGGAGAGCAUCCAGAGAAGCGGCAGCAGCCUGAAAGAGGAGCCGCUGGGAGGCAUGAACGUCCGGAGCUGGAUGCAGGGGGGCGGCGUGCUGGACGCCAACACGGCCGCCCAAAGUGGAGUGGGUCUGGCUCGGGCUCACUUUGAGAAGCAGCCGCCCUCCAACCUGCGGAAGUCCAACUUCUUCCACUUCGUCCUGGCUCUGUACGACCGGCAGGGCCAGCCGGUGGAGAUCGAGAGGACGAGCUUCGUGGACUUCAUCGAAAAAGAGAAGGAGACCAGCGGAGAGAAGACCAAUAACGGGAUUCAUUACAGGCUACAGCUUCUUUACAGUAACGGCAUCAGAACAGAGCAGGACUUUUAUGUUCGACUCAUAGACUCCAUGACUAAACAGCCGAUUGUUUAUGAAGGCCAGGACAAGAACCCAGAGAUGUGCAGAGUGCUACUGACACAUGAGAUCAUGUGCAGUCGGUGCUGUGACAAGAAGAGCUGUGGAAACCGUAAUGAGACACCCUCAGACCCUGUUAUCAUCGACAGAUUUUUCCUCAAGUUUUUCCUCAAGUGCAACCAGAACUGUUUGAAGAAUGCAGGAAACCCGAGAGACAUGAGGAGGUUCCAGGUGGUCGUAUCAACGACAGUGAGCGUGGAGGGACACGUCCUGUCGGUCUCUGACAACAUGUUCGUUCACAACAACUCCAAACACGGUCGACGGGCCCGCAGGCUCGAUCCCGUGGAGGGAACGCCGUCUUACCUAGAACACGGAGCAGCGCCCUGCAUUAAAGCCAUCAGUCCCAGUGAGGGCUGGACUACGGGAGGUGCUACUGUCAUCAUCAUAGGAGACAAUUUCUUCGACGGUCUCCAAGUAAUCUUCGGUACCAUGCUGGUUUGGAGCGAGCUGAUUACACCACAUGCCAUCCGGGUGCAGACGCCUCCCAGACACAUCCCUGGGGUUGUAGAGGUCACUCUGUCUUACAAGUCUAAACAGUUCUGCAAAGGCACACCAGGGAGGUUCAUAUACACAGCGUUAAACGAACCUACCAUCGACUAUGGCUUCCAGAGGCUACAGAAGGUCAUUCCUCGGCACCCUGGUGACCCUGAGAGGCUGCCAAAGGAGGUCAUUCUGAAGAGAGCAGCAGAUCUGGUGGAAGCCCUCUAUGGUUUGCCUCAUAAUAACCAGGAGAUCAUCCUCAAACGUGCAGCAGACAUCGCAGAAGCUCUUUACAGCGUUCCACGAGGACACACCCAGCUUUCCAGUUCAACUCACAGCGGCAUGAUGGGAGUCAACUCUUUCACCGGGCAGCUGUCCGUCAACGUAUCCGAACCCUCGCAAGCCAAUCAGGGUUUUGUGCGCAGCAGCAGUAGUGUGUCACCCCACGGUUACGUGCCCAGCUCCACGCCUCAGCAGACCAGUUACACCUCAGUCACCAGCACCAUGAAUGGCUACGCCAACAACACCGGCAUGACCAACCUGGGAGGCUCGCCCACUUUCCUCAAUGGCUCUGCAGCCAACUCGCCUUAUGCUAUUGUUCCAUCCAGUCCUACUAUGGCCUCCUCCACCUCUCUUCCCUCCAACUGCUCCUCCUCUUCUGGUGUCUUCUCCUUCUCUCCAGCCAACAUGGUGUCAGCAGCAGUUAAACAGAAGUCCGCCUUUGCUCCGGUAGUCAGGCCCUCGUCGUCCCCUCCGCCCUCCUGCACCAGUGCCAAUGGCAACGGGCUUCAAGAUCAAACAUUUGUGGACUCUAGCAAGUACUCAACAGCCAGCUCUCUACAAGGCCUGGCCUUCACCUGAACAAUCCCGGGAAUGAUCGUCCCACCCAUGUAAAGGUGUGUGUGCAUGAUUUUGUGUGUGUGUGUGUGUGUGUGAGUGAGAGAGAGAGAGAGUUGAACCAAGCACACUCUCACUGAUCAUGGUGGAGGCUUCAGUGUGAGUCUGACUCCGGUCAGCGAUGGAAGGAGCUGUCCCGAUUUGAAGGAACAAACCCAACUCAGGCCCUUUCUAACACAACAAAACAACUUCGAGAGAAAAAGAAGAAGAACAAAAAACAAACUGUUUGCAAGAAAAUAAGUUGUUUAGACUUUGUACACCUUGAUGCUUUUUAUAGGAGAACGGCCACGCCUCUUACAACUCUCCAAGGACACAGGAAGUGUAUUUAUUUUGGAGAGAAUCCACUUCCUCCCAUGAGUGUUUGUUGACUUUUUUUUUCUUUUCACGCAACAGUUUAUGUGUGAUAAUCAUCUUCUAACUGUAACCUACACGAGGUGGUUUCUAUUUAAGAAGUUUUGUCUUUAAUGAAGGAGUAAAAUGUGAAGCAUACCUGAUAAUGAUGAAGUGAUGAUGAGUCAAAAUGAUGAUGAAGUCACAGGGUCAAAUCCAGCCAACACAGACAAGCCAAACCAGACAUACACUCACACAUGCUUUUACUUCUCUUUGCCAAAUCCUUGCCACCACCAAGAGGAAAAAAGAGGAAGCUUCUUGUCUGCAUCUGAUGCUCCAGUUUUAGCCAUUUAAGAAGUUUACUUUGAGCCUCCUCUACAUACAUCUGUCCUGCAGCUUCAGUCUUUCAGCCAACAGAUAACUCAAGAGAGAAUGAGACUUGCUUCACUUGUAGUAGAAGAUAGAUUUGACAGUAGAUGCAUGUAAAAAGGAAACAAAUGAUCACAGAUCCUUUCCCACACAGUAGUACAUUAUUUUUGUGUGCCAAUAGCAGCUUCACUGCUCAGGAUUUGACCCCUACCCUCAAUUAUCCCUGUUACAGCAACUGGUUGAGACGCAUACAGCCGCAGAGACCUCUAUGAGAGGGAGAACAUGUCUUAAAAGACUGCUGCAAUUUUGACUUUUAUUUUGAUGUGUGAGAUUUGUUUUCUUGAGUUUUGUCAUAAUUGAAAAAAUAUUUCUUUGGUUUUUUUGGUUUGCUGUGUUUGUUAAAUUUCAUUUUCAUUUUUAUUUUUAUCAGCCAGCCAAUCAGAUUGUGCUUCUUUUUUUCCUGCCUGCUUUCUCAUCUAGUUUGAUUUGAAACUUGAGUGGGAAAAGUGCUGCGCUGCAACAAAUGUCAAGUUCAGAACAUUGCAACUGAGGAUUAAGAACAAUCGUCUUUUUCAAAAAGCGUUUGUGAAAACAAAUGCCGACGAGUCCUAGCAAGAAGAACAGCAACAUUAGACCUUUCAGCAGCUGCACUCAAAUGAAGAAAGCUUACGUUUUUGUAGUGACCACAGUAAUACAAGUGUGAUUCUAGGAUAGGUCAAGAAAACAUGCGAUACUAACAAAGAAAUGCUCUUCAUUCCACCUGACCAAGUUGUAUUUGUGCUUAAUCGUUACUUUAAUUCAGUUUUUUAUUUUUAUUUAUAUAGCAUCAAAUCACAGCAGUAUUCGCUCCAAGGGGCUUCAGAUCGUGAAGACAAUAUUAGAAAGAAACCUCAACAAUAAGACAACCCCCUAUGAAUAAGCACUUGGCGACAGUGGGAAGGAAAAACUCCCUUUAACAGGAAGAAACCUCCAGCCGCACCACGCUUAAGGAGUGGCAGCCAACUGCUGCGACUUGUUAGUGGUGAGGGAAGGAGGAGAGGACAAAACACACAGGAGAGCAAGAAAUUAAUAAUAACUAAUGAUUAAAAAGUUGUGUAUUCACAUAUAGAGAAUGAAAUGAUCGCCAACAUCACUAACCUGUAAUUCAUAGUUUUGUUACAUCAUUAAAAAAAAUGAUAUACUGUGUAAUCCUGAUAGGGACGUCAUAUUGUAAUUCUGAUGUUUAUGUUUCAUUCAGAUGACUCGUCGGUUCAGUAUUUUGCACUAUUUGUGACUUGAGGUAUAAAAAAAUGGCAUUUUUUGCAGCGCAGAACAAUUAGCCAGCAACAUGUCUUAAAUGCCCGCUGUGUAAAAAUUAGCUGCAGUGUGUGUGUUUUUUACAGUCUUGAAGUCUUAAAAUAUGAUGUUAUUUUUGCCAAAGCCCUUUUUGAGACAUUUAUGCUUAAACAGUCUUACGCCACAAUUAUUAAUAUGAUGUUUGGGGAUUUUUUCUUGUCACACAUCAUAAAAAAUGAAAAUGCCAUUUUAAGUUAUCUGUCCGUGCUUAACACACAAGCACAUCUUUAAGCCAGGUUUAUGGUUUAUGGUCCCUGCACUGGUUGUGUAACAUGUCAAAUGUGAUGUCACAACAGCCCAGUCACUGUUUAUAGUGGUGCUCGUCCUGAAUGAUAGAUCCCGCCAUUCGCAAAAAGCCAUGACAUCAGUGUGGGUAUAGGUUUUCUCUGGAAAGUCUCAUCUUUUCAAGCUCAUUCUUCUCUUCGUCUGGGAAUCUCUCACUCAUAUCUUCAACCUGCUCCCACCCCCUUCCCUGGGGACAAAAAUCGACAGGUGUACGACAAGCUGAAAUGACACUAAAAGAGUGCUCCAGCAGUUGUGACAUCACUUUUGGCACAUGCCUCAAACUGAAAUCUGAAAAUGAAUUUGAUUCUGAACAGAAAAUCACUUAUUCAAUAAACAGAUGUCAUCUGUAAUUAUAGCCUGAGGUGAUGUGGACUUAGAAUGCCAUAAUGUUACUACCAAGAACAGGGAAGAAAAUACUUAAAACGCCUCAAUUCUUACAUUCAUCUCCUCAGCAAAGGGCAGUAACCAGUAAGUCAGUAAAGCAAAACCCAACAACUGGGAUUAAAAACACUUUAAAAAAAAAUCCAGUAGAAUGUCUUAAAAUUUAACCUUUGAGAUGUCAGGAAGCAAAAGAAAAAUCCCUGAAAAAAAGAAGGAAAAUCCUGAAAACUCACCUCUGUAGAGCCGCAGACGUGUUCCUUAUUUUAUUUGUCUCAUGUCACGAUUAAAAUGUUAUAAAUUAAUCUUAUUUGUUUUUGUAUUAUAGUGUCUGUUGUUAAAAGCCAUACUUCCACUGCUAAUUUCAAUCAAACUAAAAUAAGCCAUGGUGUACUUUUAUAUCGCGUUAGGAGGCGGAUGUUUUUCUUUUUGUCAUGAUGUCGUUUGUACCAUUCUUGUUACAGUUAGCACCAUUUUUUGUUGCAUUAUGUAGAUGUAGAGUUUAUGAAUAUGUCCUUAUGAUUAUUCGUGUUUGUCUUCCAUUUGAUGGAUUUUAGGAUUGAACAAAGUUGCUCAAUGAAGGCUGAAAGGGAUAAAGGAAAAUUCUCCUGCUUUAGCGGGUUUUAUGUCCUCUCUUUGCUUCCUUCCUCUGUUCAUUCACCCUCCCUCCGGAAUAUUAAAUCUGUAUGUUUGCCCUCUUUUUCUUCUUUCCCUUUAAAUCAAAUGAGCCACCUAUUUAUUUUAUCUCAAAUAUGGGUCUGGUGACCACUCUUCUGUUUGUGGAGUGCCUGUGAGUGCGUGUGACUGUCUGUCAUCUUUUUCCUCUGAAAGAAAAGUGUGACGUUCAAAAGCCGAGGAAUGUUUUUUUUUUUUUUUGUUGGUUGCUUUUUUUAUUAGUACAUAUAUAAAUACCUGUACAGGAAGGUCUAAAUAGAGCGUUUUGUUAAAGGAAGUAAGAUCCAAAGCACUUGUCUAACAAAAGUAACACCAUUUAUCAUGGCUUGUCUGCGUUCGGGCUUAGAGUGGUGGGCAUCUUCUACACACACGUUAUCAGCAGUAUCAGUAUGGAGGGGAAGAGUACAGAGGAAACUACUGUAAAGAUGAUAAUGAUGAUUUUUUUUCUCAUUAUUUUGAACUUUGAAGUGUAAAAUAACUUUUUGACUCUCACUAUAUUUAAUUAAAGUUCUUUCUUCUCUG